Messenger RNA from Impatiens glandulifera, 735 nucleotides. RefSeq names its product glutathione S-transferase T3-like. The record is from RefSeq and is a predicted model, not a curated record. NCBI's taxonomy places the organism in Eukaryota, Viridiplantae, Streptophyta, Magnoliopsida, Ericales, Balsaminaceae. The transcript is spliced from 3 exons. The coding region runs from base 1 to 735 and encodes 244 amino acids.
AUGGCAAAAGGACUAGAUGGUGAAGUGUAUGAUGAACCCUACCAAUCCCAGAUUAGUGAUGAUCAUUACUCUCAACUUAUGCCAUCAUAUAAGGAGGACCUUGUGUUGGUUUCAGCUUGGCUUAACACAAGUAUUGAUCCAAUUAUUGGGACAGAUCAAACAAAUAUUCAAUAUUGGAGAAAAGUAGGGUCAUAUUAUAAGGCAGCCAUAGAAAAUACAAAGUAUGGGCCACGGACAGACAAAUCUCUUACAAAUCGAUGGAGUACAAUCCAACAAGCUGUAAACAAGUUUUGCGGCUAUUACACACAACGAGAAGGAAGUCUCCGUAAAUCUGGUGAUACCGACAUAGACGUGCUUCAAGAGGCUAAAAAGAUCUACCAUGAGAUCCAAAAAACUCCAUUUCGAUUAGAAAACUGUUGGAAUAAGUUGAGAUUUAAUGCUAAGUGGAUCGAAUACAUGCGACAAGGACCAACAAAAAGAAAAGUAUCUUCAGGUGACACAAUUAAUUGCGAUGAUGAAGAGAAUACUAGUAAUGAUUUUAUUGAUUUGGAGAGACCAAUGGGACAAAAGAAAGCAAAGAAAGAAGCUAAAAGAGGUAAAGGUAAAUCUGCUGAUAUAUCUGAAUUUGAUAAUGCUAUUAUCAAAUGGACAGAGGAAAAAAUGAAGAAUGAAGAAAUCAAAGUGGAAAUUGCCAAACAACACUUAAAGAUACAAAAGGACCAAAAAUAUCAAUGA